AUUAUAUUCAAAAUUGUUACGGAGUUAGUUGUUGUCCAGUAGAAAUUCAGAACUUCCUGGACGAAGUGAAACUGUAGUGAUCUUCACCAAUGUUUAGAUCACAGAACCUUUGAAAUGAUUUAUGGUUCCAUUUCUCCAAUUUCUGACUGAAAUUUUUUGAAUUUUUUUAAAACUACUGUGUUUUCUGAAACGACACGUGGAGCAAAUUUUGGUAAUCUUACUGGGAGUUGAUGGACUACUAAUCGCGUAGGGUUUCUACCUGCUUUCUGGCUGUUCACAGUUGAAGAAGUUGAAUUUGUUAUAAACAAGAAAAUUAGCUUUCCUUUCAGAUAUUUUAAGAAUAAAUUACUGAUAGAUUUAUGUACAUUAUGUGAAUAAAUUAGAAUUAAUUCUCAACGAAUUAAUGUAGUGGCUGAAGAUGUCAUACAUCACACAAAUAAAGUUGGAGGAAUUAAAUUCAAACAGCCUAUGAUAAAUGAUCAUUUUAAGAAAAAAAAGCAUAAUCAAAUAGUGAGAAAUUAGAAUUCAACUUUUAUGGGAGUUCAUAAAGUGUCAUGUCAGCAACGGUCUCCAGCCACUGAUGCGUAGCGUCUUGAGCCCCCCAGACAGGUAGUCUAUACUUACCUACGACGCUCGAGUCAGUAGUGAAAGACUCCAUACAUCGGUGUGACAUCUUAAUCUCACCACACCCCUUCCGGUGUAAUCCUGUGUCAACUAAUGGUGCUUGACGUGGAAGGUGAUAGCAUGUCAUGUGUAAACACGCCUCAGCUAUCUCAAUCCAUGUAGCUCCACAAUUUCAUGGAUUAAUUUCUGCUCCUUACCUAAUCUCUGUAUUACUCCCCAUAUAAUGUAGGAUAUAAUUGCGUUCAGAUGUCAGCUCACUCAGACAUUGCUUACCACAUAGUAUGGGGUAUACUAUAGUCAAGACAGGUCACGGCUUAAAACUUUCUAUUUGUUAAAUACACAUUGUAGUGAAAUUACAUAAGUGAAACAAAUUCAAAAGAGGUUUCAGCGAAAGAAAUUGUCUUCUCGGCCAUAUAUAUACAUGCGGUCAUUUUAGAUCAUUGAACUGAAAAAUUCUGGCGUUGGUGACCGUUUUUCUGCUUAAUACGGCCUUAAUUAAAAGGAGCAGUGUAUUAGCCAAAUAUCCAUUCUUUUAUGUGUUUCGAGGCAUUUCUUUAGACCGCUGACCGGCACUUAUUUGCUGUUAAGAUUGAUUGCAAACAGGUCAUUUGAACGAUACUUCAAGAGCCUAUAGGACGGGAGUUAUGAAAAUUAUACUGUGCUAGCUGAGGUUUUUAUUUGAAUUUAUAUAACUGUGUACCACCCUGUGGAUGGCAGUGUAAUUAAUGACAGCCAAUAGUAUGCGCGAGGGUUGUUCACAAACGUCAUUCCUACCCAGUCUUGUUACGAAUUUUACUCUGCUUCAAAGAACAAAACACUUCUCUGGUCAUAUAAGAGAUUGUUAUUUGUUUUUUCUAUUUCAAUUCAGGAGUAAGUAUUUAUAUGCAGGGUUUAGGGUACCUCCAGGUUGGAAGUCAGUAUUGCGAAACUAACAGCUCUUUCACUGACUUUUUUCAGCACUAAGUUACAGUCAUAGAAUUCACUUAACACUGACUUCUCUUAAGGUCGUGGCAUAAGAUACGACCACUUUUUGGGGUCUGCCUGAUCCAUUAAUUCUUCAUGUCUUUCUUUACUAUUAUUUUUUCUGCUGAAUAUUUCCGUUCAUUAAAGUUUUUUUAGUCCAUUUUCUGUUCUCUACCUGUGUGCUAAUAGGAUUGUAGCAAGUUGGACUGCUCCCAUUUUGUGCCAGGUUCUAUGCUGAAAUUUAGUCAGUCAGUCAGUCAUAUAGUCUUUCUAAAAGAAUUGAACAAAAGUAGCUGAUUCUUUUAGCAAACAUUGUUGCUGUGUAAAAGUAGAAUUCCAUAGCUGACUUUCCAGUUUGCACAGGCUGUAUGUAUAUGGUGAAGUUUUUCGCUAGUAUGACCACUCCAUCUUUUUCAAUAAAGUUGACGACUUUGACUAAAUGCUUUUUACAUCACAUAAUUUGCAUUUCAUGGGAACAUGUGAUACAACUUCUUGGAACCUAAGUAAACAAAAUGAGUGAAAAAGAACAUAUGCCAGAAGCAGCAGAGAAGAAGCAGUUAAAUGAGUUCAUUGCUGAAACUUGUGAACGUCUGUCUUUGAGGACAGCAUUACUAGAGCAAAACUUAGCAGUGGCGGGCAAAUGGCCAGACGAUAGCUUUUUCAUGAAAAAAGACUCAACUUUAAAAAAGAAUACUGCUUUUGUUAAAAAAGUUAGAAAUUUUCUUGAUAGCCAGAAAGAUGUUCUUCUGUCUGAGUUCGAGUCCUUAAAUCUUUCUAAAUAUGUUGAAGAAGUAGCAACUGCAAUUGUUGAGGCAAAAAUAAAAAUCACUGACAUUCCAUUUAUGCUGAAAUUGUGUUCAGCUAUGUACCAACGCUAUUCAGAUUUUGGUGCAUUAUUUUUCGAUGCAUGGAAAAAAUCAUUUUCGUCACAUAAAGAUUUAAAGAAUGCUAAUCUUUCCAAGCUUCGAGUUGACUUGGCCUUGUUUGCUGACCUUAAUACAAUUGGUAUAUUUCGGGAGACUGAUAGCAUCCGACUAUUAGCUGGACAAUUGACUAUCUUAGCAGCAAAUGAUCACGAAAACUUCUCUAAUAUUGGGAUACUUAGUAGCUUCUGUCGACAUUGCAGUGACGAUUGGAUUGGAGUUAUUCCACGUCGCAUAAGACUAUUAUCUGAGAAGUAUGAAGUACCUAUCCCACGUUCCACCUUUAUGUCAUCUGAGCGUCAAAUGAAGUGUCGUACCCUUUUCAACGACUAUCUGGCAGCUGCUAUGCGUCGUCUGCAGAGUAUGGUGAAAGAAACCCAGCGAAUCAUUUCAGCAAAUCGUGAACAACUAGAAAAUCGUGGAGAAGUGAGUGAAGAACGCCAAGAACGAGCAGAAAAUUUAAUGUCAACCUGUCGUAAAUUUCAUGAGUCAAUAAGUAGUUUGGCUGAUCUUUUGGAUGCAGAUCCACCCUUGGAAUUUUCAUCUUUAAUUAUAGAUGAAUCUACAACAGAUUCGAUUGUAGUUGAUUCAGCUGAAAAGGAUGCAAAAGAGCAGAUUAGUCUUUUUGAAGAUGAGGAUACUCGUUUGUUCUACGAAAGUCUACCAGAUAUUAAGGCAAUGGUACCUGCUAUCCUUUACAAAGACAGUGAACAGGCUAAUAUUGAAUCAAAUCAAACAAAGGAUGAAGAUGUCGAUUCUGUGAACAAUGAAGAUAUCGACAUUGAUACAGUUGAAUCAGAGUUGGCCAAAGAAGAAGCGCUGAUUAAAGUAUCCGAUGAUAGCAAUGAAUCGUUGAAUGGAUCAUCAGUGCCUGAUAAAACUAAACCGUCCAUUUUGAACAUUGAUGAUGUUGGUGAAGAAGAUCCAAAUUCAUCGGGUAGAGUUCUCAUGGAGACAUUUUUGACUCAGCUGCCAAACUGUAUUAAUCGUGAUCUUAUCGAUAGAGCAGCUAUAGAUUUUUGUUUGAAUUUAAAUAAACGUGCAAAUCGUCGACGCCUUGCAAAAGCUUUAUUUAAUGUUCCAAGAACACGUUAUGAUUUAUUACCGUUCUAUGCACGGUUUGUAGCUGCACUAGCACCUGUAAUGCCUGACUUAGUCCAGGAUAUUAAUUCUAUGCUGACAGCAGAAUUCCGUUGGCGUGUUGCCAAGCGUGAUCAGAUAAAUAUUGAAUCCAAGCUGAAAGUGGUUCGAUUUAUCGGUGAACUUGUAAAAUUCAGUGUUUAUCCAGCUCAUCAAGCGUUAACCUGCUUGAAACAGCUAUUACCACAAUUUGUACAUCAUAAUAUUGAUAUGGCAUGCGCCCUGUUAGAUACAUGUGGACGUUUCCUCUAUCGGCUGCCUUUAUCGCAUAAACGUACAAAAGUUUAUUUAGAAGUAAUGCUUAGAAAGAAAAUUGCCUUACACAUGGAUCAACGUUAUUCAAUUAUGAUUGAGAAUACUUAUUAUUAUUGUAAUCCACCGUCAACUGAUCGUCAGAUUGUUGAACCAAUAAAGCUGUCACCUGAAAUGGCGUUUUUGCGUCAUACUUUGCUAACAACAUUAGAUCGUACCAAUGUCAAUUCUGUCCUUCGAUUAGUUCGAAAGAUGGAUUGGGAGGAUCAAGAACUUGUUGACUAUGUGUCCAGUCUUUUUACUAGAGCAUGGGAGAUACGUUUUACUAACAUUAAUUGUUUAUCCAGCGUGUUAUCUGGACUAGCUGUCUACCAUCCAGACUUUGCGACAAUUAUUGUAGAUAACGUCAUUGAAGAUAUUCGUAUGGGAAUGGAGCUUAACCUACCAAAUUUGAAUCAACGUCGAAUUGUCAUGGUUAAAUACCUUGGUUUGUUGUACGCUUACUGUCUGGUGGAUUCACCAGUCAUCUUUAAAACGCUCUACUCACUUCUCACAUUCGGUGUCAGUUUGGAUCCUGACUAUCCAAGUAUCAUUGAUCCUCCAGAUUCAUUGUUCAGGAUUGUUUUGAUCUGUACACUACUUGGAACAUGUGGGAGUUACUUUGAUCGUGGGAAAAAGAAGCGUAAAUUGAAUAUUUUCCUUAUCUAUUUCCAGCGUUACUAUUGGUUCAAACGUUCCCUUCCCAUAUGGGUGCAGUUGGAUAAUGAUUCCGUAUCUCAGUCUGCUAAAUCAGCACAAAAUGAAUCAGCAAAUGAUCGUCAAAAUGUUAAGACAGAUUCAUCUAUUGCAGAACAAGUGUCAAAUCAAAUUGGGGAUUCAUCGGUACCUGCUACCACAGAACAAUCGAACGACAACCUGCAUAACCCCUCCGGUGAUAGUCAAACACCCUUACCUGCUUUUAUUCCUAUACGUUUUCCUAUUGCAGUAGAACAACAAUAUUUUGAAACUUUGCAAGAAUUACAUGUGAAUAUUGCAAAAGCAAAAAAUUUUGCACAAGCCCAACGUCUUGUUAGUCAUUUAGAGGCUCGUUGUUUGCCUCGUCUUGCAUCCCUUAAGGCUACAUAUGGGCUGAUGAAUGAAUCAGAAAGUAUGGCGAAUGGUGAUCAAAUGCAGCACUCAGCUGUUGAAAAUAGGUCACUACGAGCCAUCGGUCCAGGUCAUAUGGACGCGAUUGCUGAAGAGGCUGAACAAGAAGACGGUGAUUUACAACUAGAUGAAGAUGAGUAUGCAAUGGAUGAUGAUGAUUUUUACGAAGAUGACGAUGAUGAAGCUGAUGAAGAAGCUGGGGAUGAAGAUGAUAGUCGAAAUCAACGUCAUCGUCAACCUGCUACUGAUCUUAUAGACGUAGUCGAUGGUGGUAGUAAUCGUUGUCGUGGUCGUAUUGAUAGUGGACAGAGUCAAGGGGAUGACACUGAGCCGAUAUUGAUGAAUGGUAUAGAGAAAACAGAAGAAAAAGAUAUCGAUGAACAGUAUCAAAAUGAUACUGUUAAGCCUAAAUAUAUUGAAUGUCCUGAAGAUACUGAAUUCUGUGAAGCUUUCGAUAAACUUAUGGCCGAGACAUUAUUAUCCUCGUCUGUGCCUGCAAGUAUUAACACGUCAGCAAAUGUGACUAGUAGUGUCAAUAUGAAUACUGACACGAAUACUGGGUCAUCUCGUUCUGCAGCUAUGAUGAAUGCUCUACCUACUCCAGAUGUACUUCAACUGGCAGCAGCAAAAAUUCGUUUAUCGACUAAUACACAAGGGAAUUUAACGACACAUAAAUCUGGUCAACAGUUAAGCGUGCAUAAUAGCUCUAUUAUUCAAUCGAUGCAGACAAAAUCUAAUGAUGGUAAUAUCAAAUCAAGUAAUCCAGUUACAUCCACGGAAGGAAAUUGUGAAGAUGAUCAGAAUAUUGUACCAUUCACACUGAUAUCACGUCGUGGAAAUAAACCUCAUCUAGUACCAUUAGCUGUGCCUGAUUCAGUACAAUUUGCAGCACGUUAUAUACAGACUGCUGCAGCUGAACGGGAAGAAAAGGCAAGAAUGAAACAACUUGUUCUUGAAAUGCACGAAGCUCAAAAAGAAGAAGAAAUGGAAUGGGGUCAAUUUGGUGAUCCAGAUGCUGUUUUGGCUCAUCAAUUUCCCAUAAAUGUUAACCGAGACUAUUGGGUGAAGUAUAAUCAUCCAAGAGGGGCACCAGACGCUGACGCAGUUUUUGGAACACCGAGUCAAAAACGAUGUGCCAAUUGAGCAUAUCAUCUCAAACGAUUAGAUUACUUAUUCAUCAUGACGGAUCUUCUGAUUUGAAAAGUGGGAUAUAACCAACCAACCUUAACAAGCGACAGGCAUAAAUUGUUCAAAAGAAAAUCCAACGAAAUUAGUAUUGUCAGUGUGCGUGCGUGUGUGCAUGUGUGUGUGUGUGUAUGUGUGCUCGUGUAACACAAACACACACACGCGCAUACACACACAUUGUGUGUUGUGGUUGUUCUAUGGGUGCUUUUGCUGACAAGUGUUCGAGUACAGUUGUUAACUAACGAACAAGUGAACAGAAAACAAGUUUUUGAAAAUAAAAAUUUGAUAAUAAUAAUAAUAACCAAUAUAAGAAAAAUGUAUUUUCCAUCUUCUUUCUUAUCUUCAAUCUACAUAUUCAUAUUAAAGAAUAUUAUCGCCUUUCCAUCGUUCUUGUUCAAAAGACGAUUAGUUGAAUGAUGCCUUGUUACCACUGAAUUUCUGAUUGUGGAUAGCUGAAUGAAUGAAUGAGAGGUGGAGAUUUAGUCGUGUUCACAGUUGUUGUCCUUUUCUUAAUUAAUUUCUGCUUAAUUUUAUUGUUACCCACGCCACACACACACACACACUGCACAAGAAAUUAUCAUAUUCCUUCAGGAAUUAUCUAUAGGCAUACUCUUGUUGUUGUGGCCUUCUAUCUCUCUCUCUCUCUCUCUCUCUGUGUGUGUCUCUUCGCAUCUUCUUUCCAAUACUUGUCAUGUACUGGCGCCCAGUUAUGUUUCAUAUUUAUAUAUAUAAAAUUUAUGAUAUUCUAAUAUUCAGAGAAAACAUUUACUGAGAUUGUUUAACACUGUUAUGAAUGUGUCUGUAUUUCUCCUCAUGUUUUUUGUAAAGAUAUUGAUUUUCUACAAUGUG
Trichobilharzia regenti is the source of this 7082-nucleotide messenger RNA. NCBI's taxonomy places the organism in Eukaryota, Metazoa, Platyhelminthes, Trematoda, Strigeidida, Schistosomatidae. The record is from the annotation of a GenBank genome assembly.